Molecule: messenger RNA, 3984 nt
Organism: Amoebophrya sp. A25
Lineage: Eukaryota; Dinophyceae; Syndiniales; Amoebophryaceae
Source: the annotation of a GenBank genome assembly
UAUACACACAGAAAGUUUCCACGUUGUAACAGUCGAUGGCGUGCUUGUGCUAGUCCUGCGAGAACAAGUAAGGUAUGAUUUAGACUGAUCAGCCUCACCAUGACCAUUUAUUACUUCGUCAUAGCACUCUGUCUGAUAAUAUCAGAGAAGUUUAUAGCACGCAUGGUGCAUGGAGGUGCAUGGAGUGCAUGGAGCCCAGACCUCUAAGGGACGCAAGAUGAAGUUCCCCCCUUAGCUCCAUGCAGCUCCAUGCGAUCCAUACACUCCAGGACAUGCGAGCUGGAAAACCUUAUAGAUUACUCUGUAAUAUUAUCCUCGUCUCCACUUUUACUUUAUUGUUCCACCGGCUAAGAUCAGCUAGUACCCUCCGACUCGACCUCUUCAUUCAACAAUCUUAGUUCAAGCGGUGUGGCUACUACUUAGAAAAGUGCUUUUCUUUGAAAAUUCACAGGUCCAUGAUUGUGCUCAUUAAGAUUUAGUCCUCCAGGAGUUUCGGCGAAGUGCCACGGCUACCAGCCCGACGAGGCUCAGCCAUAGCGGUCGGCACAAUUUCGUCCCAAAAAGCGAGAAAAAUGGCACGCCGGCAAAAAUAGUUCAUCUCGAAGGGCGAAAUACUUCUUACAUCACUCCUCGCACUUCUUACUCGUGCGGUGCUUCUGGGUUACCGGCGCAGUAGAUUAACGUGUGUCGGGGCACCGGACAGCGACAAUUGUCCCACCGCAAUCUUCAUACCCAGCUGAAGGAGGCGGUAAAGCGUGUACCCCCCAGAGCAACGAAGAUCGACGUCAGAGCCUUCUGACCAACACGACGCGGAGACUUCUGCGGACGCAUAGAUACCUCCUUCAGUCAAGAUAGGUUGUGGGCAAACGAUUGGCGAACUGAACGCUUCGCUAUUGAAGUGAUUCGCACGACGCCGUCUUCAAGCGUCCUAGACCCAUAUCUGUCCGAAGAUUCUCACUUUGCCUGCUGUUGACCACUCUCGGCAUUCUGGCUGUGAAUCUGGCGAGCGUAUUAAAGUAACGAAAGCAGCUCCCGCAAAUCGCAGGCUAACUAGAAGGUGAAGUGGAAAUCUGCAGCGGACGAUACACAUCUGCAUCUUCUUCGUCCUCAAGGAAAAGUAGCGGUUUGAAAAUUUCACUGGCUCACGCGCAGUAAUCAUCGAAGAAGGGAACAUUAUUUCUUCAGACCGCCGCACAAGCACUUCUACCGUCCGCGGACACUAGACGAAGAAGAUGACGGACAGAGAAGCAGUUUACGACACUUCGAUGUCGUCACUGCUGACGCCACCGUCUCUCAUAGAGUAUGGCCUCCGACGAGAGGCAUUUGGAGAGGGAAUGCUAGCUAUCACCGAUGAGGGUGUCUUAACAGCUGGAGCAGCGCAGAAGUAUCCUGCCAGACAGAAAGCAUUUCUAGAUUACAGGAAAACACUGCCACCGGUACUCUCUUCUAUAAAAUAAAAAUAUUGAUUUGUUCUUUAUGACAACGUUGAGAAAGUAGAACAAAGUAAGAGGACCUCGUUAGCAGAAUUGAAUAUUAUUAUCAAGAACAUUGAAAAUCAAUUUCAAUUUGCGAAUCGCCUCAUCCGCGCCAGGUUCACGAGCGAUUACUGCAGAUAAGUCCACCAAUAGCCGUGCAUAAUCCGCCACUAACGGCUUCAGCAGCACCACUCUAUCCGCCUUCAAGAUGGAAGGACGCAGCGGUAUCGCUUUGUUUUACCUGUUAAUGUUAUCCUCUGAUUCAGUAUUCAUCGAACUUUCUUGCACUACGCCGAAUGUAAAGUAGUCAAUGACCAAAAGAAAGUCUUGUUAGAAUGAUCUAGAAAUCGCCUUUCCACCUUCGCUUUUGCCAUUCUAUUGUCGAUUCACUUACAGAUGCCCGGAAAUAUUGGAGUUUCUCAUAGUCGAAAAGGCGCCGCGUACUCAUUACAUGGCAACCUAGGAACAGGGAAUCCAUAUUCCUCAUAUGUCUUCAAAGCCGGCAAUCGGGACGAAACUGUCUUCAGCGAUACACUAAUAAAUCGACAAGAAAAACGCGUCACAAACGUAUUGCAAGUCGCGAUGUGCUCUUGUUCAAGGAUUUGAAUUUGUUUGAAGAUAAGUUUGUUUGAAGAUAAAAUUUUUCUGCAGCUCAUUCCAGAUUUUGAAUUUUGUAGUCCAUUGUUGUAGAAAAACACCACAAGUAGAAUAAUCAAGCUCAAAUCAUUAUCUUAAUCGUCGCUGAGUCUCUUUCGUCUUGCUAGUAGCUUACGAUGGCUUUGGCUACUUGAGACGCCAUGAUGAUGAUUAUCUCAAUCUUUUUCUAAGAACAUGAAGGAUCCAUUACUUUGCAACAGGAAGAGCGGAAGAUUUUACGAGUCCAACUUUCGUUUGCGCUUCGAAGAGUAAAGCACCUGACGUCACAACAACGUGUGCGGCAGUAUCUAGGGAUAUUGGAGAAAUUCUUCAUACACCACUUUCACAUGAAUCGAAGUCUCAAGUCCGAGUUUUUUCUUAGUGAAGACUUCGCCCGCAGUCUCUGUAUGGAGGUCGUCGACGACUGCAUUGUACUACCACAUUAGCAUUUGCUUCUCAACUUGUUGCGUAAGGACAUGGAAACUCAAUCUUAUUCGUUCUCUGAUGGUUAAAAUAGUUAUCUUCUUCCUCUAGAACUUGGGGAGUAGAUGACUAUUAAAGAGAUACUGAUUGAUGAGAUUGUUUGAUACGAGAAGAAUGUGAAUGAGUGGAAUAUCAGAAUUCUCUCCUGUGAAGAUGAAGAAGCACACUGAUGUAUCUUGAAGGUGAAAAAGACGGCGUUGAAAGACAAGCUUUUUGCAUUAAAAAAAGAAGGCGCAGUACCUUCAGUCCCGGAGCUUGAAGCACUCUUCAAGGAAAAACGGGUUUUGUCGGACGUGGAGCAAAGAAUAAACGACAUCAAGCAAGCGGAUUUAACAGAAGAACUUACAGACGCGGGACAGCUGACAAGAGGUGCAAAAUUUUACAUUGAAUAGUCGGCUAUUCCUAAUGAUCAUUCUUUUUCUCAUCCUGUGCACCAUGUCCAUGAACUUCAACUUGUACUGAAAAUGAAUCAAGAACUACAUGCACACAUAAAGUGAAUCACCACUAAUUAUAUACACUUCGACUCCAACGAUCUUCGCACCAGGGCGGCUCGAUUACUAUCGAUGGGAUUUCGAUAAUGCGAUUAAAGCGCGCAACCCGACAGUCCAGAUGAAGCCUAACUUCAUUGACAAUUUCGAAGCAGGAAGGCAAGCCCUGAUAGACGACAUCUCCUCGCAGCUUCGGACAGGUUCAACGUCGCGAUCGAAGAGUCUCAGCACACGCCCAAGCUAGGUGAAAUUCACCUGUGGUGAUGCAGAGGCCUGGUCGUGUGGUGAUGCAGAGGUGACGGCAGUAAGAGGCUGCCUCAACGACCAGAGGGGUAGCAGCAUCAGCACUAGUUUUAAAGCUACAUGAUCAUGCACAUGCUACGUGUUCUACUAGAUGACACGCCUGACGAGCUUUUAUUCUUUACCUAAAAAUCACCUUCAGUUUUACGCUCCAAAAUAUAUCAGAAGACCGCGCUAGAUGCCAAUUUUCAGUAAACAAUUCCGAUUUAGUUCAAAGAGACAAGCCGUAUAUGGUUCCGUCAAAGUAUUAUCCAAUUUCAAACAGAAUUAAACGCUUACAAAGAGUUUGAAUGAGAAGACAAUUAUCGCCAUCACGGUCGCGCAUUUCUUAUCUACACGCGAUCAGAAAUUAACUUCUUCAUGAUGUCAACGGAUUAUGUAUAGAUGAUAUGAUACAAGAAUUACAAAGUGGACUUUAUUGGUCCGCCCGCCUUGCGAGGUCGUCGACCUGGGGUCAUGAGCAUGAACCCGUACCUGCUAAAUUGUGAGAAAGAAAAUAUUGCGGUAAAUUUGUUCAUGAUGCGAUAGACACGAUAAAACGAAGACGAAGACUUUGCAAACUCAACAUUCUUUCGUCAUCCUCAAGUAUGCUGGAUGAGGGC